AUGAGUGAUAUAAGUAUAUCAUUCUAUGAUGAUACUUACAUUGAAACCUUUUUUAACAAAAUAUUCCCCAAGUUUCCUUAUGAUUUAAUUGUUAAUAUUCUCCAGUUUUUGUCUAUUCCAGAAAUUCUUGUUUUACAAUCAUUGAUAGAAGACAAUUAUGUUAAAAGAAUAAGAAUAAAUCAAAUUAAAAAACAUAGAUUGUCGAUUAUUUGUGAUUCUAUUGAUUUUGACGAGGAAAUAGAUAAAAAAUUUCUUCAAAUAAAACAAAUGUUUCAAACGAUUGUACGACUUACUAAAAGUGAUCCUCAUAAUAUCAUUCCAGUUGAUAUUACUUUUUUCUGUGAAUCAAUGGUGAUUGAUUGUUUAGAUGAUUGGUUAGAUAAUGCAACCAAUUUUGAUAUCGUUCUAAUACUUUACAGAUGCCACUGUUUUGAGCUACAGAACUAUAAAAAAUCAUCUAUGAUAACUAAAAUUUACGUAGAACAUUCUGCUUGUGAAUCUAGUCAAGAUUUUAGAUUAGACUUUUCCAUUUAUUCAAAUUUAAAAGAAAUCGAAUACUGUUGUGGUUACUUAAAGAGCUUGAAUUUAGAUUCAUCAUUUGAGACAUUAACCAGUCUAGCUAUACCUGACAUAUAUAGUCAAGAAUAUUUAUCAAGAUUUAUCAAUUUGAAACAUCUCAAGAUUGAGUUCCAAGAGGAUUUUCACAUUAAAAAAUUGCCUAGAAAUAUUCUAACUUUAUGGUUAGAAGGCCUCUAUGUAAAUAGUGAUAUCAUAAUUCAGUCAAGUGAUGAUUGGCCCAAAAAUUUAAAUUCACUUAGUAUAAUUAUGGGAGCUAAUUUUCGACUGGAAUCUAUAAGUCUGUAUAAAUUACCAUCAAAUUUAGAAAGUCUAACCAUAAAUAGUGUUGAAGUAAGCAAUAUUUUCCCCGAAUUUCCAAGUUUGUUAAGAGAUCUUGAACUUCAGAGUCAUUCCAAGAAUCCUUUAUAUUUCUCUAGUAUUCUUGAAAUGGGUUAUCGUAAACUCGUUCUAGAUGGUUUUAUUCCAGUCGAUGAUUCGAUUAGUUCUUUAAAAGUAGCCCAAGGGUUGGAAGAGUUGCUGUUCGUUUUUCCCAGUUGUUCAUUUUCAUUAGAUUCCAUUGAUUUUGAAGGUGCAAAAUCAACAUUACGGUCUUUGUCUUUAGCCUUCAAAAACUACCAAUGUUCUUUUACAAGAGUCAAUUUUGGUGAAUUUCUGAAAUUAAAAUCUAUUAAACUAGAAGGUUGUAACAUAGAAUUAGAAAAUUUGAUAUUACCAACAUGUCUAAAUGAGUUGGAGAUCGAAUUCGACCAUUUCACAUCUAUAGAUGAUAAUUGUCCUUUAUUUUCCAAUCCAUAUAUUUAUUCCAGAUUACAAUCUCUAAAAUUUUCUUCAUGUCAGGUUGGUUUUAUUUCGCCCAACGUAAGUUUACCAAUAAAUCUAAGGACUCUUUUUAUUCCACACUGCAAUGAUGUCCGCUUUCUUUCUAAUGUUAUCAAUCAUACAUCUUUAAAUCACUUCGGGAUUUGGAAAUUAACAAGUUUUGAAAUUUUUGAUGACCUUGAAAUUUUCAACACAGAAGGUUCUUCAAACUUUACGACAAACAUCAACAAGUUAGAGUUCGAGAUUUAUUGUACACCAUUCACAGACUCUAUCAUAGAAAAUUUCUAUAACCAAAUUGAAUCUACCUUCAGAAAGAAAAUUGCAAACAGGAAAGUUUGUGAAAAAUUACGAUCAUACCAAAUCCUUGAUUUAGUUCCAAAAUUUGAUUGA
Scheffersomyces coipomensis is the source of this 1788-nucleotide messenger RNA. RefSeq lists its product as uncharacterized. The record is from RefSeq and is a predicted model, not a curated record. The coding region runs from base 1 to 1788 and encodes 595 amino acids. The transcript has a single exon. NCBI's taxonomy places the organism in Eukaryota, Fungi, Ascomycota, Pichiomycetes, Serinales, Debaryomycetaceae.